AUGACACUUUUCGCGUUUUUCACGAAGAAGUGGAACAGUUUCACUUUCUUGCAUGGAUUACUUCACCAAACGAGAAAGAAGCAACUGAAGCUUAUUGGAAAAAUCAAAGAUAUGAAAUUAUUUCAGGGUGCUGCAUAUACGCCGUAUGUUCGGCUGCUUGAUCCGGCUUACGACGACGGGAUCAACGCCGUUGUAGGUUCACUGCGGCAGAACCGCCCAAAUGCUCGUUUAGUCUCGCGCUCGCUACUGUCAUCACGUCGAAUGAUAGCGUCGAAUGCGAGCAGUAUGCUGAUGCAAUUCGGACAAUUUUUGAGCCAUGAUAUUACCAAAAAUAAGCUUGUUGGCCGGUGUACGUGUAGCGGAGGCCCCGAGUGCAUGAUCGUUGCACUGGGUCGCGAAGAUAGGAGAAAUAAAAAUGUCCCAUGUAUCCCAAUCAAGCGGUCAGUGCCGGUUUGCGCAACGGGUACUGGCAAUACGCCACGUGAACAGUUAAACGAAAACACGGCUUUUAUUGAUGCAUCAAUGGUCUAUGGUAGCGAUAUGCCAAGUCAUGGUCUAUUCCGGGCAUUCCGUCAAGCUGAUAUGCAAAUGAUACAAGUUCAUGGACGUUUGCUACCACCUCUGGAUACUAGCAGCAAAUUUAGGACCGGCGAUAAUCGUUCCAAUUUAUUCAUCGGUUUAUCGGCUCUUCACACCGUCUUCGUUCGUUACCAUAAUAGGUAUGUAGGAUACUAG
Molecule: messenger RNA, 735 nt
Organism: Gongylonema pulchrum
Lineage: Eukaryota; Metazoa; Nematoda; Chromadorea; Rhabditida; Gongylonematidae
Source: the annotation of a GenBank genome assembly